CGAAAUCGCCGAGGUAGAAACAAGACGUCCGGGGCGGGCCUUCUUCCGGCCAAUGCACAAAGUGCUGCCGCUGAUGCUAAAGGGAAACACUGAGCACUAUAUUCCUGUGGUGGUUUCAAUGGGGCCUUACCACCAUGGCAAACCGGAGCUCAGUUUGGCUGAGGGCUUCAAGCCCAAAGCCCUGGAUUUGUUUCUUAUGGGCGGCAGUGACACACUGAAUCUGGAAUUCUACUACGACAUAGUUCUUGAAAUGGUUGGUGAAAUCAGAAACUGUUAUGAACGGCGCUCAGUGGAGCGCUACUCGGAACACGAACUCGCCCGAAUGCUGCUUUUUGAUGCCUGCUUCAUUAUAAUUUACAUGGAGUCGGGCAUACCGGAACCCGUACCGGAACCAGGCAUGUACGGGCCACAGACAUUGAAGGCGCACAGGGGGAUGACUAUGGGUCAACAUCUCGGCCUCGCGACCUUGGCAAACGUGCUUCGUGACAUGUUUCUGCUUGAGAAUCAGAUCCCGUUCCGGGUUGUCAAGCGUCUGGUGGAUUUGAGAUUCGGGGAGGCUGAAGGCGAAAUGCUACUUAACAGGUUCUUGAAUGGGUGCGUUUUUGGGGAGUUUGAACCAAACAAAAAUAUACUAGUGAAAAAUAUGAAGGACCCUCUCCAUCUACUUGAAGCCUUCCGUCAGUUACUUGUCUCUGAUAGCGUUGAACCUAAGAAACAUCGUACAUGUUUCAACUGGAAAUGGCUAUGUUGCUUUAAAGUUGAACAAGAGCCCCAUGGUAGUCCACCAAUUAAUGCAGAAAUCGGCUUUAAUGGAUCUACUGUUGGUGAUCUAGAAACUGGUCGGAAUCUACAAAACAAUGCUGAUCUAGCAAACCGUCUUGGUCCAACAGCCAAUGCUAAUCUAGCAACUGCUGUCAGUUCAGCUACAUCAUCAAUACACAACAAAUUCCUCUGCUGCUCUACUGUUCAAGAAACUCACGGUAAUUCUACGCUCUCAAUACACAACCAAUUGCUCUGCUGCACUACAGUUGAAGUAACUCAUGAUAAUCAAGCAACCAAUACGAACCAGAACACCAGUGUUGAUCCAAGAACCCGUGCUGAUCAACCGUCUUCUAAUCCAGUAACUGAUAUUGGUCCAAAAAUGGGUGUUGAUCGAACAACCAGUCGAUGCUCUCAUAUCUUGAACUUCCUUUCUCGGAUAGUUCACAGGGGAGUAACUAGAGAAGGAUCUAAAGUUGUUCACACCAGAAACAUGAGAAAAUAUGUCCAUUCAUUUCGUUCAGCUACAGCCCUCAAGGCGAAGGGCAUCUACUUCAAGCCUAGUUCAUCUCGAUCUUUCAAGGAUGUCAACUUCAACUCCUUUUUCAUUUAUGCACAGCUUAAGCUUCCAACGUGGGCCGUUUCUAUAUACACCAUGGUUUUCUUCUUGAACAUGAUCGCAUAUGAGAUGAGCCCGAACAAUGUUAAUAAUUUUCUCGUGACAUCAUACAUCAAUCUCAUGAAGUCACUAAUUGAGAGCACGGAGGAUGUGAAAGAGUUGCGGGAACAGAAAAUCCUAUAUAACUUGCUCGGUAGUGAUGAGGAAGUUAGGGACGUGUACAAAAAUAUCAAGACCUAUGCCGAUCCACCAGCUUUCCAUCACUUGAAGGAGAAAAUUCAAGCGCAUUACAAUAGCUAUAUGAAAACAUGGAUAGCUGAGCUGAUUCACACACAUUUUCGAACUCCAUGGACUGUCCUAGGUUUGCUUGCUGCAAUGGCUGUUCUUGCUAUAGCUUCUACUAAUCUCGUUUACUCGAUACGUAAUAAAUCCAAAAACUGAAAUCAAUCUAUAAGAUCUCGAUACAAGUUAUGAGGAUGUGUGUGUGUAAUGUAUUGUAAGAUAAAGGAGAUGUGGUUGAUACAAGUUAUAAGGGCUCGAUACAAGUAAUGAGGAUGUGUAUGUGGUGUGUGUGUGUAAUGUAUUGUAAGAUAAAGGAUAUGUGGU
Molecule: messenger RNA, 1984 nt
Organism: Sesamum indicum (sesame)
Lineage: Eukaryota; Viridiplantae; Streptophyta; Magnoliopsida; Lamiales; Pedaliaceae
Source: RefSeq, a predicted model, not a curated record